Messenger RNA from Pediculus humanus corporis (human body louse), 555 nucleotides. Its product is annotated as Defensin precursor, putative. The record is from RefSeq and is a predicted model, not a curated record. Bases 39 to 368 code for a protein of 109 amino acids. The transcript has 2 exons. Lineage: Eukaryota; Metazoa; Arthropoda; Insecta; Psocodea; Pediculidae. Gene Ontology annotation, biological process: humoral immune response; defense response to bacterium.
CACAAACAAACAGUUUGUUAAAGUUUUAUUUUUCAAAAAUGAACGGAUUAACGAUUGUUUUUUUCUUAUUCGCCAUUUUUAUGGCUUUUGUUUCUGCCGUGCCCGUACUUAAUAAUAAUAAUAAUGAUAGCGAUGCGGAUUUUCAAGUUGAAGAAUACAUGGGAGAACUUACCUCGGAAAAUGUUGAUUUGAAUCCUGUCGCCGGUGAAGAAGAUGCCAAAGGAAGGUUUCGUAGAGCAACAUGUGACUUAUUGAGUGCUAGCACACCUUGGGGAUCAUUGAAUCAUUCUGCUUGUGCCGCUCAUUGUCUCACAAAAAGAUACAAAGGUGGUAGAUGCAGAAAUGGAAUUUGCAGAUGCAGAAGAUGAAUCAUCUAAAAUUUCAAAUUUUUUUUUUCAAAUCAUUACAUUUAUUAUUAUUAUUAUUACUAUCAUCAUCAUUUCUUAUUAAUUAAUAAUUUCAUUUUAUUUUACUAUUAAAUUUUUUUUUUUUUUUUGGGCUGUGAUAUAUUUUGUUAAAUGUUAUUUUAAUUAAUAAAUUUAUUAUUAUUCAUGU